UUUCCACUAAAACUAGUGCUUAAAGCAAGAAGUUGGCAACUAUGCGUGCAUGAAUGGAGAUCAAAUCGAACAUCAAGAAUAAAAUUUAUUUUAACCGUAUUUACGCAUUUAUAUUGAGUGGCAUCCAACAACAUGGAUUAUAUGUUUGCAGAACUAUUAACGCACGAACAGUUGUUAAACAUUUUAAUUGAGCGUCAACUAAACAUACCCAACCUGCGGGAAAUGCCACACGAUGAACUUGUACGUAUCUACAAAUCGUUUGCUCUACCUUUGGCACGCCGGGAAAGUCAUCGCAAAACUAAAAUGCAGCCGGAGUUCAAAGGCUUGGAGGGGAAAACCGGCAAAGAGCCAAUCAACAAAGCCAAUGAAUGUAUUGCCGAUUUGCCUAUGGAUGUAGAUGGAACUGAGUUCAUUCAAAUAUCAAGCGAUAGAUUUAGUAAAACUAAAGCAGGAAGGAGCAUAUCCUGUGAAAAGAGAUCGCAUGAUUACAAGCAUUUAAACCCUCUUACGGACGAAUACUUGAGCAUAGCAACCAAACGCAUCAAAAUUGCCUGGUCUUAGCUGUUCCCCACGAAAAGAGGUAUCGCUUGGACAUGAUGCCAAUGUGAAAGUGUAGCUCCAGAAGUUUCUACUGCUGCUAUGACAAAAGUUUCGUAUUGUUACUGCAAAUGGUUUCCAUAACGGAACAGUUCUCGAAUACUAGUUUGAGAGGUUAAUUGUUAUAAUAGAAAGUGCAAUACGAGUAACGUAGUCAGGUUUGAUGCAGAGAAUGAUUUGUUUGAUAAAUAUAGUGUAAUGCUAUUUACAUAUAUUCGUCAAUCUACUGUAAAGUUUAUUCGACAUGAAUAAAUGCUUCCGAAUAUAUGUUCCCCAUAUCAAUUUUUACUGUAGCAGCCUCAGCAGAAGUCCGACUAAGAUUUAUUGGGAUCUUGGGAGUUUAUCAUACCACAAAAUCCGGAACGUUGUGGAGGCGUUAUGUGGGUUUCACGAGACAACCCCAUCUCUGUUUGCGUUGAGUAAUGGUUGGUCUCCGAUAAGGGUAUUUAUGAAGCGAGAGUGUAACAAGAUGUUAAUUAGUACUUGAUGGGUGUCAUUUAUAUCCUGUUGAUAGGCCGUCCAUUCGUACAUCUCAAUUUUUGGAUACAAAUCCAAGUUUUAAUCCAUAAUUUAUUUAAAGAACUGCAAUUGUCGAUUCGAUGUGACAUAUGUUUUCUUUUUUUUAAUCUGUCUUGCGUAUUUGUGUGAUUGGAUAGAUCUCGACCAAGGAGUGCCGCAAUAACCCUGCUAAAAUCUCUGAACACUAUCUAGUACUUCAUCGCAUCUAGCAGCACCGGUGCUUAGGGAAUAGCAUAACGCUAUUUUUCGUACAUUCCCCCAACCUUCUUAUUUCUGGCUCUUAGCAAAAGUGGCCGCAUUAAUGAAUUCUGGGAAUCCCGCCAACUAAGGAGAGCCGUAUCUCCUGACAUCUACUUAUUCCCUGGAGGUGAAAAUACUGGACUUAACCAAAACUCCCAAGGCUUUGAUACCGUCAGUUACACAACGUACUGGUAGACAUUGAGCACUCCACUCUUUUACAAGGACUGAAGAUCUGACCCAUAAUAUCUCGAUAUGAAACAUCUAAUCAUGGGAGGAUAAAUUAUUGUCUUUCCCAUCCCCACUAUUGUUCGAGGCACCUCCAACCGCCAAAUGGAAUUUCAUUGAUUUCUUACGCUGAACUCAAGAGCGGCAAUGAAAUUAAUGACACUUAUCCAAAGGUAACCCAUUACCUUCCCAAUAUUUAUCACUUCUUACCUGCAUUGGGUCCAGCACCUCCUAUACUAAAUUCACAGCAAUCCUGUUUGUAAUGUUCCCACCACAG
This is a messenger RNA of Anastrepha ludens (Mexican fruit fly), 1858 nucleotides long. RefSeq lists its product as uncharacterized. The transcript has 2 exons. Lineage: Eukaryota; Metazoa; Arthropoda; Insecta; Diptera; Tephritidae. The coding region runs from base 133 to 561 and encodes 142 amino acids. The record is from RefSeq and is a predicted model, not a curated record.